AAAGCCAGAGGAGCAUCAGAUGGCUACACCUGGUUGCAAAGCCUCCUCACCGCCCGCCUCCAGGCUGUGGACAACACAACGAGAUGGAGAAGUCAAGCUGAGGAUGGAUGAGCAGGGCAUAGGCAGUGAGGCACCCAAGACUGUUCAUGAGCUCUUCCAGGAAGCUGCUAGAAAAUAUGGGGACUACUAUGCCCUUGCAUCCAAAAAGGGUGGCCAGUGGAUAAAGCUCACCUACAGGAUGUACUAUGAGGAGUGCUGGAAGGCAGCAAAAAGCUUUCUGAAGCUGGGGCUGGAGCGUUUCCAUGGAGUUUGCAUCCUGGGAUUCAACUCUGCAGAGUGGUUCAUUGCUGACAUUGCAGCUAUCCUGGCAGGUGGAUUUGCUGUUGGUAUCUACACUACAAACUCUCCUGAGGCCUGUCACUAUGUAGCAGAGAACUGUAGUGCCAACAUUCUGGUGGUGGAAAACCACAAACAGCUGCAGAAGAUCUUGGAAAUUCAGCAUAGGCUACCUCACCUGAAAGCCAUUGUCCAGUAUGGAGAAGAGCUGAAAGAGAAGAGACCCAACCUCUACUCUUGGAGUGAGUUCAUGGAGCUUGGCAGAGAUGUUCCAGAUACUCAGCUGCAUGAAGUCAUCGCAGUGCAGAAGCCGAACCAGUGCUGCACUCUCAUCUACACCUCAGGGACCACAGGGCAGCCAAAGGGAGUGAUGCUCAGCCAUGACAAUCUGACGUGGACAGCAGCAGCAGCAGGACGUUUCCUCAUGCUGGCAGAUGCUAAGGAGAAGCAGGAGCUGGUGGUCAGCUACCUGCCCCUCAGCCACAUUGCUGCACAGAUGUCAGACAUUUGGUCAGCCAUGGCGUUUGGGGCACAAGUUUUCUUCGCUCAGCCAGACGCAUUAAAGGGCAGCUUGGUGGACACCCUGAAGGAAGUGAGGCCAACUGCCUUCUUGGCAGUCCCUCGGGUCUGGGAAAAGAUAGAGGAGAAAAUGAAAUCCAUAGGAACGAAGUCUUCAAUGCUCCAAAGGAAAGUGGCGACGUGGGCCAAGGGAAUUGGGCUGCAGACAAAUCUGAAGUGGAUGGAUGGCUCCCCGGGGGUGCCGAUGAAGUUCCGCCUGGCCAGGCACUUGGUGUACAAGAAGGUGCGGAAGGCCCUGGGGCUGGACAGGUGCACAAAGUGCUACACAGGGGCUGCUCCCAUCACCAGAGAGACACUGGAGUUCUUCCUCAGCCUGGACAUUCCUGUCUUUGAACUCUAUGGCAUGAGUGAGAGCUCUGGGCCUCACACCAUCUCCCUGCCCCACGCCUUCAGGCUGACCAGCUGUGGAAAAGAGGUGACAGGCUGCAGGACACUGAUUGAUAAACCAGACAGAGAUGGCAGUGGGGAGAUCUGCUUCUCAGGGAGGCACAUCUUCAUGGGCUACCUGAACAUGGAGGAGAAAACCAGGGAGGCAAUUGAUGAAGAUGGCUGGCUGCACUCAGGAGACAUUGGCAGACAUGACAAGGAUGGAUUCCUCUACAUCACAGGCAGGAUCAAAGAGCUGAUCAUCACUGCUGGAGGUGAGAAUGUUCCUCCUGUUCCCAUUGAGGAUGCUGUGAAGGAUGCUGUGCCCAUCAUCAGCAAUGCCAUGCUGGUGGGAGACAAAGCCAAGUUCCUUGCUAUGCUGCUGACCUUGAAGUGCAAUCUGGACAGAGAAACUGGAGAGCCAGGAGAUGACCUCACCCCAGAGGCCAUUGAGUACUGCCAGAAACUGGGCAGCAAGGCCACAAAGGUCUCUGAGAUCCUCAGCAGCAAAGACAAAGCCAUUUAUGGAGCCAUCCAGAAAGGGAUUGCAGCUGUCAAUGAGAGAGCUGUCUCCAAUGCCCAGAAAGUCCAGAAGUGGAUCCUGCUGGAGAAGGACUUUUCUCUCUUUGGUGGAGAGCUUGGCCCCACGAUGAAGCUGAAGAGAUCAGUGGUGGCAGAGAAGUACAAAGACAAAAUUGCUCAGUUCUACACUGAGCUGGAGACCCCCACAGCCACAGAGAAACCCCUCCAGCAGCAGCACUGAGGACAACAUCCCUGCUGCCACCAGGGCUCACCACAGGAAGCAGAAAGGAAACCUUCUGACUCCUCCUGAAAUAAAUGGGAGGCUUGGGCAGCAGGAGCCCUCCCCCAGCCACUGACCUGGCCAUGGUGUGGCCCUCAUCCUGCAGCAUGGUGACUGUUUGUGCCCUCUGCUUCCUGUGUCUGUGCUCUGAGAUGCUCCUUGAUGUCUCCACUUCAUGGCUUUUGGCCUUUAAGGGUUUUUUGUGUUGUUUUGUUGUUGUGUUUUGUUUGGUAUUUUUUUAUACCAUCUUUACCUCUUCUGUUCUGAACCAAAGUUUUCUGCCCCUCAGCUGAAUGCAGAAGCAAUCAGCAGCAAUCUGCACCUCUCUGCUGAGGGAGGAGGACAGAGGUCUUGUUCCAGUGGUGAACUUCAAGCCACCCUCAAGUGCAUACUCAGAUGCAUGCUGGUGACAUCAGAGCUCUUCUGAGCCUCUUUAACCCCCCACAGACUGUCUCCAAGAUGACAGCUCCUGAGUGACUGCACACCCUGGCUGCUGGGCUGUGUGUGGAGCCUCAUCCUUGCUGGCUUUGUGCAAUAUUUUCGGUCUGGUUUAGCUUUUUUUUUGGUUAUUUUGAAGCUGUAACUGGUGGUGUUCAACCAGAAUAGACCUGGCUUGUGUUCGGGGAAGGGUUUUCCACCCAGGGACUGUUUUCUUUGGCUGUGGUUCUGGAUGUAGUCUGUAACCACCAUAGAAAUGGUGGCUAUGGAGUGUCCUGGAGCUCCAGAGGGCUGGGGUGGGGGUUGAUUCUGGGCUAGCUCUUACCUGGCAGCAGUUACAGCCAUGUCUAAGCAUGUGGAAAAAAGUUGCUUUACAAGCCACACAGAGACAAACAAAAGCAUUGGGGGGUAACACAAGAAGGGAAC
Messenger RNA from Indicator indicator, 2947 nucleotides. It is a transcript of the gene ACSBG2, whose product is annotated as acyl-CoA synthetase bubblegum family member 2. Gene Ontology annotation, molecular function: long-chain fatty acid-CoA ligase activity. The transcript has 13 exons. The record is from RefSeq and is a predicted model, not a curated record. Gene Ontology annotation, cellular component: membrane; endoplasmic reticulum. Bases 20 to 2044 code for a protein of 674 amino acids. NCBI's taxonomy places the organism in Eukaryota, Metazoa, Chordata, Aves, Piciformes, Indicatoridae.